This is a messenger RNA of Schistosoma curassoni, 6374 nucleotides long. The record is from the annotation of a GenBank genome assembly. NCBI's taxonomy places the organism in Eukaryota, Metazoa, Platyhelminthes, Trematoda, Strigeidida, Schistosomatidae.
UGUUAGAUUUUUCGUCCACUUGUGUCAUGAUCCUGUAAACUGGUCUGGUUCCAUAUUUUGAAAGAUAUUCUACUUUGUUAGUUAUUUAUGCUUCUAUUCAAUAACGAUUCAUUCGUACGCAUGCGUCAAUAACUUGUUUUCUCUGAGCAACCGUAACUUACGAGCGCCACAUCAGUUUAGACUAGACUGUGUAGCGUUGUACGUUUCAAACAAAACUACUAUACCUUCUCCCCUCUUUACCAAUACAUGACAGCACCCACAUCUUAGAGCCUAUAUUGUAUCAAGUUACAUUUAUUUUAAUCUUUUCUUGACAGUCACGACCGUUGCUGCUACCUUGACGUGAUGGUUAGGUUUGCCUACCAUGCCAAUCGAGCUAUACUGCAUGGAACAAUCGUCCCUCAGGGUCCUACCAUGCCAGACUUGUUGAACGAAGAGCGUUAGAAUAAAAGCAGCAAACCCAAGGUCCGAGGGCGAAGUCGUACUGCUGACUGUACAGAGGUGUGACGGAAGUAAAGUGUUUCCUUUAAACAACCAGCAUAACAGAGAUGCUACCUUCCCACAAGGGAAGGUGGGGUUAGAAAAGGUCAACCGUAAAUAUACAUGCCUCGCCUUAUCCCACGGAUAUCCGUCUCCAGCGGUAAGGCCUCAACAAGUACGGAGCUAACAUGAAAAUUACUCACAAAAAAGUCGUAUGUGACCGACUUCAAACAGUUGUCCCUUGGGCACUGCGGUCACACUCUCAAGUCACCAAGACCAUCCCUAACCCAAUUUUCUUCUCAGGUAACUCUGGAAAACCCUUCCACAUUGUAGGCAACCAGGAAGUGAUAACCACCCUCAUACCUCUAACAGCAGUCGAGAUCAGUGUAUUCAUAAUCAUUCUCCCUCUUCAACUCCUAUAAUUCCUCCUACGUCGACUUCUAACUAUAAACGUCCUCCUCAAGUGUCACCAUAGUCAACGGUUCUAGUGCGCGAACCACUCUCAGGUCUACUGAAACUUCGCUCCAAACUACAUGUUGGAGCCAUCAAUGUACUCGCCCUAUGUCAAAUCGACCAGCUGGACACCUUUACUAAAACGCUAGAAUUUUGUACCACUGGUGUAUGCUGUCUCCGAAGCACGCAUAUAGGAUCCCAGUGUGGUCAUCCACUUGACCUCACCUCGCCAAAAUGGAAAGCCGAUGAGACACACCCUCCGUGUAUCUGGCGACCCGAUAGCUAGUUCUCGUGGACUGACGUGUAGGCAUAGUACUAAGUAUGAGGUCAGAACAACCACUUUUAAGAUGGAUCCUUGGUAACAUUCGCCUAUGUGCUGUUCGUCUAAACGGCUCCGUAAGAACUCGAAAGGAUGGGGACCUUUUCGUCAUUUCUGCCUACGCCCCUACUGACUUCAGCAUAAGGAGAUAUCUAACAUGGCGACCCCCUGCACCAAACCAACGAUGGACUCAAAUAGACCAUAUUGCCAUCAGUCAUCGUUGGAUAGGCUCAAUAUAAAACUUUCGCUCGUUCUGGAACACCUGUUUGGACUCAGAUCAUGCUCUAAUACGAGUACGCAUUUGCUUGCACCUCGCUGGAUGCAGAAAAACCACAUUAAGAAGACCCAUCAGAGUUGAACUCAGUGACGAACAAGCCAAAAGCAGAUUCCAGGAACAACUUAAGUCACACUUAGUCAAUUUUGAAAACAAGACUGAUCCAGAUGUUGUAUGGAAAGAUACACGAACAGCUUUGGAAACUGCAGUGACAUCUACUAGUGAUUUGAACCAAUGGGUUACGAAAAACUAGUGGGUUUCUGCGACAUCUAUUGCACUGGUAGAUUUUUGUAAACUUAUCCCAUCAGGCUCUAAACACGAUGAAGAGCGAAAACAAGUCAGAUCGAGGUUAACUAAACGUCUACGGAACGAUCGUGAGCAGUGGUGGGCAAAGAAAGCAAAAGAGAUGGAAAAGGCAGUGGCUGUAGGUUUCACAAGACAAAUUUUCCAGGCUUAUGAAAUAAACCGGAAUUAAGAAGUCAAAUGUAAGUGAUACGAUCUCGGAAAAAGACGGCACUUCCAUCUAUCCUCAUCCCAGACGUUCAGAACGAUGGGUGGAACACUCUAAGGAGCAGUUCAGCAAGCCUUCACCUACUCUACAACUACCCACCAUUCCCAAACAGUCUGAAUGGAACAUUGAAGUAGGCCCCCAAACUCUAGUUGAAGUUCAAAAAGCUAUAGCUAAUCUGAAAUGACGAGGAGCAGGUGGUCCAGAUGUCGGUCAGUCAGCUAGCUAUAACGUAGGACUGGGCACAUAUAUGCAUCGGUCCAAGUUGCCAAACCUCAUUAGCGAUUAGGUUGACUAAUAUAUCAGCUGAAACCUGGGACUGGACGUAAUCCCAUCUGACUGGUCGCAAUCACUGGUCUUCUCAAUAUGUAAGAAAGGAUCGAAAUCAUCCUAUGACAAACCAUAGAGGGAUUAGCUUGACUAAUAUAGUGUCUAAAAUACUAGUCUCAUUAAUUAUCGGACACCUAAAAAGGACUCGUGAACUGAAAACACGAUAAAAUCAAGCUGGCUUUAGACCUGAUCGUGGCUACAUCAACCACAUAUUCACUAUUCUUCAGGUUUUAGAACACCUGUGUGCUUAUUGACGUCCGACAAUGAUAUUUUUUCCUUACUUAAAGACAGCAUUUUACUAUAUAGACCGAGAGGUUCUGUGACAGUCUGUCUCUGAAAGGCGUACCUCAGAGGUACAUAAACUUUGUGAAGGUUCUUUACUCGAACGCUACCAGUCGAUUCACAGCUUAUGGCGAACUGUCAUCUGAUUUUGUAACCUUAAGUGAUGUCUAACAAGGCUAUCUUCAUUAUUGUUCAACUUCAUCAUAGACCAACUGCUGCAAAUAACGUUCUUGUCGUCUGAAUUUUCAGAAAUUGAUCUCCUACCAAAAGGUUCACUUAUCAACUUAGAAUACACAUAUGACAUAGUCCUGCUUGGUGAAGACGCCGAUGAAAUGCAGUCUUAUGGUAGCACUGAGCAACAAUGCCAGGAUGUUUGGGAUGCGUUUCUCCCCCUCUAAAUGCAAGUUAUUGCUUCAGGACUAGCGUGCAUCAACACCAGAACUAAGGAUAUGGAGUGAAGUAGUCGAACGCGUUGACAACUUUAUUUAUCUUGGAAGUCUGAUCAGCCGUAGUGGGUUGGUGUCUGACGAAAUCUCUGCACGGAUUGAGAAAACUCGUUUGACUUUUGCCAACUUACGUCACCUAUGGAUUAGGCGAGAUAUCCGUCUAUCAAUAAAAGGACGAGUAUGUUGCGCGACAGUUCGUCCUGUUCUACUUUGCGACUGCGAAACGUAGCCAUUAAGAGAGGAUACUCGUAAGUUACUAGUAUUUGAUCACAAAUGUCUUAGAAAUAUUGCUCUCAUCUGCUGGAAUCAGGUAAGUAAUAGUGAGGUUAGACACAGAGUACAAGGGAAUGAUGGUCAAUCAGUCGAUGAAGAUUUACUUCAUCAACUGAGAUGAUUGGGCCACGUGUUGCGUAUGUUCAAUCACUAAUUACAACGACGCGCAAUGCUGAGUGAUGUUGGAGAGGGUUGGAAGUAAGUUAGGAGCGGCCAAAAAAACGUGACAUCAGUUCUUGAAGUCACUAACUUCUAGUCUGAGCCAUGUUGGUAGAUGCAGACUACUUGGUUGACGUCUGCGUGACUAUCACUGAUUAUUAUUUAUUUGAACACAUAAAUACUGGUACAAGGGGCACCAGAUACAUAUGCUCCACACAAAUCUCAUUUGAUUUGUGUGAGGGCUGUGAUACUGCCCGGGUGCCAAAACCGAAGCAAGGGGUUUCCUUAGGGGGCCACAAUCAGAGCCUUCGACCUGAAUGUCUGGUCCACAAGGCAGUGAAUCAUCGUAAGGAGAUACAGUCCCAUGGUAGCCUGUGACCAACAAUUGGUUCAUACGCCAUUUGUUCCUUCAGAGUACCGGAGCCCAUGUGCACCAUUGGUUCGGAAUCAGGGUUUUCCAAUUCCUCUAGGUGGGUUCUCCGUGUCCACCAACCCGGUUAGAGCGCCGGGCAUUCGCCUUUCAUCCUCUCAAUUCCGUAAACAACGCCCUCGCCACGAGAAGGCAGUGAGUAGGACUUCCCUGGCAGAUACUAUAUACGCGUGGCCAUGUGAGAACAUUUCGAGAGGGAGAGCGAACUCUCCUCACUCUCGGCUGUACCAGGGCAUUCAGAGGCGCGUGACUAUCGUAACCAAUAGUUGGAGACUGGGUGACAGGGGUCAGAAUCGAUCACAAUGGCGUAAGUGUACACGCUCUUUGUCUUUCCUUAAACCAUGAGAUUAAAAUUGCUUUAUAUCCUUCUACCAACUAAUUCUUUCUUCCUGUACUAUAUUCUCUUACGAAAUGUUAUUUUAUUUUUACUACCAUUGAAGUAACGUCUAUCAAUUUGGUGUUCACCUUGUGCUAAUGAGGUGUGGCAAUUUGGAUCAUUGCAUAUAUGUGCCUGGUCCUACAUUGUAGCUGGCUGUCUGACUUCCUUAAUAGUUUGUUAGUCGUUUUAUUGGUUUUCCAACUUCAACGUUGUGUUGCCAUAGGAUUUCCAGUAAAGCCCCACUGUGUUUACCCAGUUUUCACUGAUCCUGAGGACUCACAUGAAGUUCUAACCUCUAAAAAUACUCAAAGAAACGAAUUCCUUCAAAUAUUGAGCGCUGUUUAGAAUUGGCUGAGUCGUAAACAACUCAAGAGUAAAGUUUCAUCGAUAACCACUUGGUUUUGCUAUUUGAAAAUCAAUCUGGGAUCAAUGAAAGAUUGUCAACUGAUUUUGCAUGAUGUUCCCGAAAACACAGAGUUAGGGAUUGAUCUGAAGUUUUGGAGGGUUGGCAAACACUUUAAAGGCAUCAAAGAUAUACCUCUAGGAGUACACUUUGUCUAUUAUAGUGCCGUAAAUUCAGACUGUAUGUCAGGUCAACGUGUUGGAUUCGUAGCAAAUUUCACUCAACCUGGUUUCAUUGUUAAGAAGUGGCAAAAAGAAAAAGAGGAUUUCAUAGAUAUUAAAUUGACUGAUAACGAAGUAGAACGUAUUAUUUCGAAUUUCGAUGAAAUUUCUAUGUAUCUGGGGCAGUAUCCUGCGGAGUCACACAGAGAUUGGAUUUCGUUGUCUAAUUUUAUAACAACAUGUACAUUAACUCGUCUUGUUCCCUACUGUGGUCGUCUAUAUUCCUGUCCACACUUCUUAUCUGAACCCUCUAAUACCCAAGAACGCCUGGCUCUUAAAAAUUCCUAUGCGACUAGCUGUUCAAAUAAAAAUUCAGAAGACCUCUUACCGAAUUUAUCUAUUAUUCCUGGUACAGAGGUACGUUUUACUUCAAUUCCAACAAAACCACUUUAUCCACCUCUUUCAUCUCCAUCGGAAAUCACUGCCCAUUGUAUGGAUCAAACAUAUACUCUUUGUACUACUAUGGACGUAAUCUUCUCGAGCAUCAAUUCAGAAAAGGCCAGUGGCUUAAGUAAGGAUCUGGAAUCUGCUCGCGAGCUGCUCGGUGAAUUUCAAUUUGCUUUUCUCAAUUUAUUAUUAAAUCAUUCAAUGGAAGGCUGGGAACAGUGGCGUCGUAUAUUCCAAUUACUCGCUAAUUGUGAGAAAGCGAUUGUUAAUUAUCCUAAUUUGUACAUUGACUUCAUUACAGUUAUUUAUCACCAGUUAACUAAUGCAAAUAGAUCAGAGGUGUCAAGUAGCAAUUCAGCUGUGGAGUUACUCGAUAUUUUCUUUUCGGAAUCAUCUAGCUCAAGUACACAGUGGAAAUUAACCGAACCUGGCUUUUUACCAACUAUGAUUGGGCGUCUUUUGAAAAAUAUUUAUUCUGUUUGUACUUCUGAUAUAACUAACAAAACAUCUCCCAGUGAAACUAGUAAUAUUCUGAAAGAUCUCUUUAAACGUGCAGAUGGCUUUGCUCAUAGCAUAAAACAUCGAUUCAAAUGGGAUAUGAUCACUUCAUAUCAGUUAUUACAAAGGUGUACUCCAAAUAUAACCGAAAUUCCUAUUGAAGAAUUUGACUGGGAUGGAGAUGAAGCACCUGUCAUUGUACAGCUGUAAACAAGUCUGAAAUAAAAAUUAUUUCCAAUUUUUUAAUCAGACUUUUUGUCUGUGUUCACUGCUGCGUAUUUAGUCUGUUAUGAUAUUUUAAGACAUAUUAUUUUUACUACCCUCGUUGCUCGCGUGUUUGCUUCACUUUAGAACCCUGUAGUUGAAAUCAGCGCGUUUUUAAUGAUUCUUGAGUGCGAAGUGGGUAUGCCGAAUAGAGCUUUGUAAUUUCAAAGCAAAUAAAGCUACUUCAAUUAUUGCUAUAUAAGAGAGAGGUGUGACUAGUUAAUAUACUUCCAAUUUUUGACUUACUGUCCGCUAAGAUCCCAUAUUUAGU